Paraphaeosphaeria sporulosa is the source of this 1131-nucleotide messenger RNA. RefSeq lists its product as uncharacterized. The coding region runs from base 1 to 909 and encodes 302 amino acids. The transcript has a single exon. NCBI's taxonomy places the organism in Eukaryota, Fungi, Ascomycota, Dothideomycetes, Pleosporales, Didymosphaeriaceae. The record is from RefSeq and is a predicted model, not a curated record.
AUGUCGCGAUCGACGCGGCUAGCCAGCGGGCUGCUAAACGGCUGUUGUGGCCGAAAGUACACGGGACAGCAGAGGCGAGAGAGGCAGACGCGACAGAGGGCGGCAGAGGGGAGCGUGAGCGUGAGCGGGAGGGCACAGAGAGAGGAUGAUCGGAGCGCGCGCUGGAUAGGGUGUGCGAGGGACCUGGAACCAGCAGAGCUGCUCUUUCCUUGGCCGCAAACGCAAGGAAGGCGCAAGGGAGCUCGGCCCAAUCAGGCUCGACGUGUAAGGCUUCCCCGGGCAAGAACCCAGCGCACUAGCUGGCGGGCUAUCGCUAUCGCUCGCUGCGGCGCUCGUAGCAGCAAGAGGUGCGACGGCAGCUCGAGGCCUGUCCGCUUGUGCUCGUCGCCAGCCUAUCGACGCCUCCAGGAGCCCACGAACCACGGCAGCCAUGAAACCGCGCCUCGCCUGCAAGGCACCACCCCAGCUGCCCUCAGCUCUCCACCAACCAAGCCUCUCCACGCAGCCGGCCUGCAUGGCUCCACCUGGGAGCUCUUUCAGCCGGGCACUGCGCGAACCCAAGUGCGCUGUCGGCAAUCGCUCCAGCGCAGCCCGAUCGCGAUGCAACUGACACUGACAGUCGCUCUGCUCUGUGCGCGAUGGGAGGAAAUGAGACGCACUGAGACGACUGACCGGACGCCUGCCGCACCAACGCCCCCCACCUGUCUAGCACGCGGCUAUCAGAUCGCGAGAUCCAAGAGUCUCGCCCAAGGAACCGACUGUGGCGCCCAUCUACCGUUAGCUCAUGCGAGGGGUAACAACGCGGUACCGCCUCCUCGUACCUCACCUAGCGCUGCUCCACGCCAGCAACCCACUUCGCGCUGCCAAUCUGCUCAUCAACCCCUCCCAAGCGAUCGCCGUAUCCGUUGAGAGCGCCCGCUUGUUUCUAAACUAAGAUCUAACCACGAUCCUGCUGCCGUCCUGCCGCCUCCUCGCGCACAUCUUCACGGAGUACUUCCGGUCCCGUACCUCCGCAGUUGUCACUGUGGUUACACUGCGGGGCAGCCGUUUAGAGCAUUUCGCCAUGUACCUCGUCUGACCUCGGAUGCUGUGGAAGCACCUGCGCCCGAGAUGCGCAUGUCAGAUAUGCUG